CUGGUGGUUUAGCAAGCUGUUGCUCUCUGGAGGAAAGAAUUAACAACGGAAAUAUAAUGAGCAGGUGACUGGUGUCCUCGGAACUUGCUUCAGCUGAAUUCUCUCACUCUCCUCUUCUCUUGAACCCACGCACGCAUGUCGUUGGGAGAUGGAGAAUUGGAGACAAUGUGCCAACUGGCUGAUCGACUGUAAGGUGCUGCCCCCAAAUCACCGUGUGACCUGGGAGAACGCUCAAGUUUGUGACCUUGCUUGGGCGCUGAGGGAUGGCGUCCUCCUCUGCCAGCUUCUCAACAACCUUCAGCCUCAUUCUAUCAAUCUCAAGGAGAUCAAUCUCCGACCGCAGAUGUCCCAGUUUCUCUGCCUGAAGAACAUUCGGACAUUUUUAAAUGCUUGCUGUGAGAAGUUCAACAUGAAGAAGAGUGAACUAUUUGAAGCCUUCGAUCUGUUUGAUGUCCGAGACUUUGCCAAGGUCAUUAAUACGCUAUCGUUCUUGUCCUACACCCCUGUAGCACAAAGCAGAGGGAUCUGCUCUUUCCCGACUGAGGACAGCUUGCCCGAUGAUGAGAUCUACAGUGGGCUCUCUGACGUUAUUGAUGAUACAGGAGAGGAAGAUGAUGACCUUUAUGAUUGCGUGGAGGAUGAAGAUGAUGAAGGUGGUGAAAUCUAUGAAGACCUGAUGAGGACUGAGGUGAUGAUGGCACCGAGACAGACAGAGCUUGACAAACGGGCCUGCUGCCUUCAGGAGAUAAAACAGACAGAGGAGAAGUACACACAAACGCUGGAAUCCAUUUACCUGCAUUUUUACAAACCAUUGCAACGAUUCCUUGAGCCCCGAGACCUAGAGGAUAUAUUUCUCAACACUGAGAAAUUGUUGAACGUGCACAAGUCUUUAUCAGAAGAAAUCCAAACCUCUAUCACCUUAAAUGAUGCCCAGAACCUCUAUGAAAUAUUCAAUAACUACAAGAAAAGGUUGCUUCUGUAUGGAAGGUACUGCAGCCAGGUUGAGGCAGCCACAAAGCACCUGGACAGGAUUGCAAGCACGAGGGAAGACAUACGGUUGAAAUUGGAGGAAUGCUCCAAACGGGCUAACAAUGGAAGAUUCACCCUUCGAGAUCUGUUGAUGGUGCCUAUGCAAAGAGUCCUCAAAUAUCAUCUCUUGCUGCAGGAGUUAGUGAAGCACACCACUGACCCCAGAGAUAAGGACAACCUGAGAAUGGCUUUGGAUUCCAUGAGGGAUUUAGCCCAGUGUGUGAAUGAAGUGAAAAGGGACAGUGAAACUCUCAAGCAGAUCACCAGCUUCCAGUGUUCAAUAGAAAACCUGAACCAAUCCUUGGCCAAUUAUGGACGGCCCAAGAUGGACGGGGAGCUCCGGCUAAUGACUGUGGACAAACGUUCCAAGCAGGACAGGUACGCGUUCCUGUUUGACAAAGCCGUCAUUAUCUGCAAACGUAAAGGAGAGAACUACGAAAUGAAAGAAAUAAUUGAUCUGGGCUUUUACCAGAUAAAAGAUGACCCAAUGUCCAGCAAAGAUAGCAAAAAGUGGAGCCAUAUGUUCCUCCUCAUUGACUCACACCGGCAACAUGGCUACGAGUUCUUCUUCAAGACCCGUGAGCUGAAGAAGAAGUGGCUGGAACAGUUCGAAAUGGCUUUGUCGAACAUCUUCCCCGAUAAUGGCUUGGCGAAUAACCACGACUUUCUGAUGCACUCGUUUGAUGAGUCGACGACGUGUAAAGCCUGCCGGAUGUUGCUCAGGGGCACCUUCUUCCAAGGCUAUCGUUGUACCAGGUGCAAGUCUGCAGCACAUAAGGAAUGCUUAGGAAGGGUCCCUCCGUGUGGGAAGCAAGAUACAGGAACUUCAACGCUGACUAAGAGUAAAAGCAAUCGAGCUCCCCCAGCCCGACAAUAUACAACAGGUCUGCCCAAGACAGAAGUUUGCCAAGAGUAUUAUGGGAUGCCUCCACCGCCUGUGGCCUUUGGACCUGCUUUGAAGCUGCAUUUAGGGGAUAUAAUUGAGCUGACGAAAGCAGAAGUAGAACAGCAGUGGUGGGAGGGAAGAAACACGUCCACGAAUGACAUUGGUUGGUUUCCGUGUAAUAAAGUAAAACCCUUUCUUUCUGCUCUUGCAAAAGACUAUUCUGGCUAUUCAUGGUACGCUGGUCCAAUGGAACGCGGUCAGGCAGAAGCCAUGUUGGGCAGUCGCUCGGACGGCACGUACCUAGUGAGGCAAAGAGUAAAGGACGCCGGGGAAUUCGCAAUCAGCAUCAAGUACAAUGUAGAAAUAAAGCACAUCAAGGUGACAACGGCAGACAGUUUAUUCCGCUUGACAGACAAGAGAGCAUUCAAGUCAUUAUUGGAUCUGGUGGAAUUUUACCAACGUAACUCUCUAAAAGAAUGCUUUAAGUCAAUGGAUACGACUUUACAAAAUCCUUUUCAAGAACCUGAGAAAAGAAUGGUUCCGAAAUUGCCAGGGGCCAGCUUGAAGUGCUACGGGACGGCAAAGGUUCGGUACGACUUCUCGGCAAGGGACCGCUCAGAGCUAAGUCUGAAGGAAGGAGAUGUGGUGAAAAUUAUUAACAAGAAGGCGUCACCUGGAUGGUGGAAGGGGGAAGUCUAUGGCAAGGUCGGCCUAUUCCCUGCCAAUUACGUAGAGGAAGAUUAUUCAGACUACUGCUACUGAAGGACUUUUGUCUUCAUCGUUGUUUAUGGAAACAUUUUCCCUGGACGCAAAGAUAAUGCUACAUCAGGACAAAGAUUCUUCUAUGUGGUUGUCCUCAUCCAGAAUAUUACAAUGUCCUAACCAUCUAUGUAUUAACCUCCAGUCCCAUUGUGAAGCUAGAGAUAACAAAAAAACCUAAGAAAAUUGGGUUCUGUAAAGUCCCAGAACCACAUCUCUGUAGUCUUGGACUAAACAGAAAUCCACUCUUUCAGAUUGAAGAAUAUUUUGAUUUUUCUGUAUUUAUUAAUACAGUAUAAAAUAUCCUUAAAAGGAGUCUUUGCUUUUUUUCCCCAUGGGAAGGCUGGUGAAAGAACAGACUGUCUUAGGGAAAAUAAUGAAUUGGAUUUUAUUUAACAGCUCAACUAUACCAAAGACGAUUACAAAUUUCAUGUAGUCACUCUUAUGAUAGGCUUUGCAUAUGUAAUGGGACUUUAGAUAUUUGGCCUUGGGGCUUGAUAAUAAUUGAGUCCCAUGAAUUUAGUAGAGGGGUCAGCAGUCUGCAUAGAUGGAGUACUACAGUCUUCACACUGGUGGGGUUGGAACCAAAGUAUUAGUCCAGGACAAUGCCGUGAUUUUCAGGGCAGCCACUUUAAACACAAAAAGCUCCUGGUUAAAAAAAAAAUCAAGUCAUUAAAGAACAAACAAUGUCUGCUGAGUGGCCACUUUAAGUGCACGAGUGGAACCCAAUGUACUCUGUAGCUGCUGUAGCCCAUCUGCUUCACACUUCAACAUGUUGUGCCUUCAGAGAUGUUCUCCUGCACAUCACUGUUAUAAUGCAUGGUAAUUUGAGUUAGUGUCACCUUCCUGUCAGUUUGAACCAGUGUGGCCAUUCUCCUCUGACCUCUCUCAUUAACAAGAAAAUUUUGCCCUCAGAACUGCCAAUCACUGGAUGUUUAUCUUUUUCUUUCACACCAUUCUCUGUAAAUCCCAGAAAUUGUUGUGCUUGGAAAUCCCAGAUGAUCAGUAGUUUGAGAUACUCAAACCACCCCAUCUGGCACCAACAAUCAUUCCACGGUCAAAGUCACUUAGAUCACAUUUCUUCCCCAUUCGGACAUUUAGUCUGAAGAAAAAUUGAACCUCUUAGCCAUGUCUGCAUGUUUUUAUGCAUUGAGUUGCUGCCAUGUGAUUGACUGAUUAGUUAUUUGCAGUAACGAGUAGGUGUACAGGUGUACCUAAUAAAGUGGCCACUGGGUGUACAUUAGUAUUGGGUGCAACUUAAUGCAGAGAAUUCUUGCUGACUCAAGAUGAUACCUUCUUGCUG
Messenger RNA from Mobula hypostoma (lesser devil ray), 3977 nucleotides. Its product is annotated as proto-oncogene vav-like. Lineage: Eukaryota; Metazoa; Chordata; Chondrichthyes; Myliobatiformes; Myliobatidae. Bases 149 to 2677 code for a protein of 842 amino acids. The transcript is spliced from 27 exons. Gene Ontology annotation, biological process: regulation of GTPase activity; cell migration; intracellular signal transduction. Gene Ontology annotation, molecular function: guanyl-nucleotide exchange factor activity; protein binding. The record is from RefSeq and is a predicted model, not a curated record. Gene Ontology annotation, cellular component: cytoplasm.